Messenger RNA from Dracunculus medinensis (Guinea worm), 555 nucleotides. The record is from the annotation of a GenBank genome assembly. NCBI's taxonomy places the organism in Eukaryota, Metazoa, Nematoda, Chromadorea, Rhabditida, Dracunculidae.
AUGAAAGAAUUGGAAAGAAUUGCGCCUAAGCAAAAAGGUAUUGUAUCGCAAUCAGUUAAAGAAAUCACUCUGUCACUAGUUGACGAUGGUUUUGUUGAAUGUGAAAAAAUUGGUACCUUCGUCUGUUAUUGGGCGUUCCCAUCAAAAGCGACUGUUGUUCGACGAGUAAAAUUAGAAAAUUUAGAAAAGAAUAUCAAUGAUGCGGAAAAAAAAGUUUGCGAAAUCAAAAAACAAAUCGAAAUAUCGAAAUGUGGAAGAGAAGAAAAUGAGGCGAGAACUGCUUUGCUUCAUCAUUUUCAAGAGUUGACGAAGGAGAAGCAAAAUCUCAGUUUAAGACUCGACGGGCUGAAUAAGUGUGGUUCUGAAAUCAUUGAUAGCUUAAAGAAAGAAUGUGAAAAAACACUUGAAAGCAUAAACCGGUGGACAGAUAACAUGUUUGAUUUAACAGAUAACAUAUUUGCGAUAAAAAAGUGGUGCAGGCUGAAAUUCAAUAUUGAUAUGAAAACUCUAGACCAGCAAUUUGGUAUUCCAUCGGAUUUGGAUUAUCUUGAAUGA